AUGAAGACAUGCUUUCAAAUUUGGCAUGAUGACUUUGAGUGUGGACUUGCAAUCCCGCCAACGCUGGGCAAGCGGGUUGUCCUCAGGCGCCCCGGAAAGAAGACAGGUGUGCGCAAGAAAACACGCCGUGAGCUCCUUCGUGAAGAAGCGUGUGAGGCGGACGACGAGUUGCGUGGGGAUGCUGAUGAGCGUAGCGAGGAUGAGAACGAAUUCGAUCUGUAG
Messenger RNA from Phytophthora nicotianae INRA-310, 222 nucleotides. RefSeq lists its product as hypothetical. NCBI's taxonomy places the organism in Eukaryota, Oomycota, Peronosporomycetes, Peronosporales, Peronosporaceae. The transcript has a single exon. The record is from RefSeq and is a predicted model, not a curated record. Bases 1 to 222 code for a protein of 73 amino acids.